Stylonychia lemnae is the source of this 900-nucleotide messenger RNA. Lineage: Eukaryota; Ciliophora; Spirotrichea; Sporadotrichida; Oxytrichidae. The record is from the annotation of a GenBank genome assembly.
AUGAUUAAUGAGGAAAUUGAAUUUUCUGAUUAAUUAGACUAGAUGUAAUAAAAUGUAGAUGACUCAUUAAGAUACUAAUUAAGAAGAAGAAUUAGUGAUAAUUACAUGCAAUCCAAUUAUCAUUAAUUAACCUUUCAAACUCAAAAUCUGAAACUGAGUUCUGACUCAAAUCUUGACAUAAUCACUCAAGGAAAAAUCUAAAACAAGAAUCAAAGCAGCAAUGAUAUGAAGUAAUAGCUAUUAGAAAGUGAAAUGCUAGAGAAUUUCUAUUUAACAAGCUAUUUGACUCAUAACAAAGUGCUUUGCUAAUUUCAAGGUAAGCAGAGCAACCAUGAUAAUAAAACUCCUAGUAUUAAUGAAAAUAUCCACUUUGCAAAGGUCUCAAAUGAAAUCCUUGAAUCUAGAAUUUUUUACCCUAAUCAACGUCAUUUAAGUACUUUCAGUUUACCUUUUGAUGACAUUCUAACCCAUGGAACAUCAAAUAAAUAUUGCAAUUCGAAAGAUCAUAUCUUCAACGAUCUUUAUAAUUCUGAUAUAUAUUUUCAGUCUUAAGAAAAUGGAACCUAGAUAAAUGAUGAUUAAGUAAAAGAUCGUUUUUCACAUCAGGAUUUUACAAGAGACAUAAUUAAAAAUUCAAGCAAUUGUGAUAGUUAGGACAACUUUUAACAGUAAAUGAAGAAAGAAAACUUCUAAAAGAUACUCAACCCUUCAUCAUCCCAUCAUGUGGAUCAUUAGAAAGUACCAUUUAAAAUGAGAAAGAGACAUAUGAUAAAGAAAUCUGAUUAAAAUUAAAUCACCAGAAAAUAAGAUAUAAGAAAACUAUCUAAAGAACUCAAAAAACUUUAAGUUUCUUCAAAACUUAGACAUAAACUACUUGCUAAGGAUUAUUCCUAAGAGUGA